AUGAGUAUAGAUGCACCAUCUAAGAUCAAUUUCUUCAAGGGACACCCAUCGAAUAGGCUCCUACCGAACAAUGAAGUCAUUGAAGCCACAAAACAACUAUUAACACCAGAGAAAAGGCCGUACGAUUCACAAACUGAGAAUAGACAUCCGUUGACAUAUGGAUCGGAUGAAGGGGCACUUUGGGUCAGAGAACAAAUCUGUGAAUUUAAUAACAAGGAAGUAUUCCAUAUAGAUAACUCAAAUUCUUCUAUAUUAUCUAAACCAGAAUUUCUCAAUCUAACUUCUGGCUCUUCGUACGGUAUAUUAAACAUUUUAUUACAAACUACUUUGGCACAUACUGGAUAUACUAGGCAAGCAUUCAUCAUCACACCUACAUAUUUUUUGAUCAAUGAUUGUUUUAUCGAUGCUGGUUUCGGUGAUCAUAAAUUGACUGCUAUUGAUGAAUAUCCAGAGACCAAUUCUAUCGAUUUUGACCUAUUGCAAAAAAAAUUAGACUAUUUCGAAUCUUUAUCAUUAAUUGAUGGUUGUGAUUACAAUGAUAUCAGUAAUAAUAUUAGCAUUAGUAAUAACACUAAUUGCAUUGUAAACCCUGAAAAAAAUUUGAAUCAAACAAAAAAAAUUUAUAGAUAUGUUAUGUAUUGUGUACCGACUUUCGCUAAUCCAAGUGGGAUGACAUUUUCCACUAAAUGCAAAUUAAGAUUAAUUGAACUGGCAAGAAAAUACGAUAUGUUGAUAAUUUCAGAUGAUGUAUAUGAUAUUCUAAAUUACGAUCCCAACACACCUACACCUAAAAGACUCGUUCAUUUAGAUAGAGAAAGUAAUACUGACCCAGCAAGUUAUGGUAACACUAUAUCGAAUUCUACCUUUUCUAAAAUCAUUGCUCCUGGAUUAAGAUUUGGAUACCAGGAGUCAAUCAAUAGUAACUUGGUUAGACAACUUUCCAAAGGUGGUGCUAAUAUAUCAGGAGGUACCCCUUCCCAAUUAAAUUCAAUGAUUGUUGGAACAUUAUUACAAAAUGGUGAAGCGAAAAGGAUAAUUAAUCGCUUAAUAUCCGUUUAUUCACAAAGAGGCAAGACACUUUCAAAUGCAAUUAAGAAAUACCUACCUAAAGGUACUAUCCAUAAACCCAUAAAGGGUGGAUAUUUUGUAUGGAUCACAUUACCAAAAGGUUAUAAUUCUAUAGAAAUAGAAAAUUUAUUAAGAUCGACGUAUCAGAUAAUCAUGGCUAAUGGAUCUAAUUUUGAAGUAGUGACAGAUAAAAGGAACUGGGGUACUAGAUCUGUCAGAUUAUCGAUAAGUUUCUUGGAAGAACAAGAGAUUGAAGAAGGCGUAAGACUGUGGGGUGAAAUAUGCAAAAGGUAUGCAGAAAAACAUGGAUUAAAAUUCUAA
Arxiozyma heterogenica is the source of this 1389-nucleotide messenger RNA. RefSeq names its product 2-aminoadipate transaminase. The coding region runs from base 1 to 1389 and encodes 462 amino acids. Gene Ontology annotation, molecular function: pyridoxal phosphate binding; L-2-aminoadipate:2-oxoglutarate transaminase activity. NCBI's taxonomy places the organism in Eukaryota, Fungi, Ascomycota, Saccharomycetes, Saccharomycetales, Saccharomycetaceae. The record is from RefSeq and is a predicted model, not a curated record. Gene Ontology annotation, biological process: biosynthetic process. The transcript has a single exon.